Clunio marinus is the source of this 273-nucleotide messenger RNA. The record is from the annotation of a GenBank genome assembly. Lineage: Eukaryota; Metazoa; Arthropoda; Insecta; Diptera; Chironomidae.
AUGAAUAGUUUUGAGGAAGACGAUCGAAGGCGAUUGAUCUUUUGUAUUAAUAAUUUAUCCGUUGGCUAUGUCAAGAGCAUUAUACGCCUUUAUAACAGCAAUUUCGAGGUGACGUCAUUUAAUGAUAUUCAUGUGACACAAUUUUCUAACACUUGUUCGAUUUGGUGUCAAAACGAGCUUUCCGCAUUAAUAGCAAUAGACGCGGAAUUUAACAAAGCGAAAAAUCAUCAAAAAAAGAGAUUACGUAAGAUCAACAGAAAGCGAAAUGUUUAA